Molecule: messenger RNA, 3784 nt
Organism: Gasterosteus aculeatus aculeatus (three-spined stickleback)
Lineage: Eukaryota; Metazoa; Chordata; Actinopteri; Perciformes; Gasterosteidae
Gene: kif23
Product: kinesin family member 23
Biological process (GO): microtubule-based movement; mitotic spindle assembly; spindle elongation
Cellular component (GO): spindle microtubule; mitotic spindle; nucleus
Molecular function (GO): plus-end-directed microtubule motor activity; ATP binding; microtubule binding
Source: RefSeq, a predicted model, not a curated record
AAACACGUGAUUGCCUGUUCUGAAGUCUCAUUGGCUGCUGCCGCCUUGGUUUGAAAUAAGCACUCCUCCGAUCAGAGGCGGAGGGAAUUUUCAAAAUUGCAGGAACAAGGACGAUACGAAAAUCACAGGAAGCAGCGAGUUACGAUGAUCAGGCAAGCGAAAGGAAGAACCCCCCGGAGGCCUAAUAAAAAGCCAUCCAGUACCCAGAAAGACCCGGUUGGGGUGUACUGUCGCGUACGACCUUUGGGUGCGGAGGGCGAGGAGUGUUGCAUCGAGGUGAUCAGCGGCACCACCAUCCAGCUGCACGCCCCCGAAGGCUUUAAAACAAACCGCAAUGGAGAGUACAAGGAGACCCAGUAUUCCUUCAAGAAAGUAUUUGGAGUGUCGAUGUCUCAGAUGGAGCUGUUUGAGCAUGUGGCCAAACCUCUUGUUGACGACCUCAUCCACGGAAAGAACGGUCUGCUCUUCACGUACGGGGUCACAGGAAGUGGGAAGACGUUCACCAUGACGGGCUCUCCGGGCCAAGGUGGACUUCUACCUCGCUCACUGGACAUGAUCUUUAACAGUAUAGGACCGUACCAGACCAAAAGAUAUGUUUUCAAGACCGAUGACAAAAAUGGCAUGGAGGUCCAGAGUGAAGUUGAUGCUUUGCUGGAGCGCCAAAAGCGGGAAAACAACCCGUCCUUUCCCAAACCAUCCUCAUCCAGACAAAAGCUCGAUCCUGAAAUUGCUGAUAUGAUAAAGUCUGAGGAGGCCUUUAAAACUGAAGGUGUGGACGAGGACAGCAGCUACAGCGUCUUCGUUUCCUACAUAGAAAUCUACAACAACUACAUCUAUGAUCUCCUGGAGGAAAAUCAGGAAGAUGCUAUCAAACCAAAGUGGAAUGGUGGAGGCACACCUGUACGCCAGAACACUGAGUUCAUACCGCCGCAAUCAAAGAUCCUCAGAGAGGACCAGAAUCACAACAUGUAUGUGUCUGGUUGCAUGGAGGUCGAAGUCAAGUCUGCCGAGGAGGCAUUCCAAGUCUUCUGGAGAGGUCAGAAGAAGAGGAAGGUCGCCAACACCUGCCUGAACCGGGAGUCCAGUCGCUCCCACAGCGUGCUCAUAGUCAAACUGGCGCAGGCCCCUCUGGACGCAGAUGGCGACAACAUUCUCCAGGAUAAAAGCCAGGUGACUGUUAGUCAGCUCUGCCUGGUGGACUUGGCAGGAAGCGAGCGCACCGGUAGGACGGGGGCAGAAGGCACACGCAUACGAGAAGCAGGUAACAUAAAUCAGUCUCUGCUCAAUCUGCGAACAUGCAUUGAGGUACUCCGGGAAAACCAGAUGUGUGGCACAAACCGGAUGGUCCCCUACAGAGACUCCAAAGUAACCCAUCUGUUCAAGAACUACUUUGACGGAGAGGGAAAAGUCCGAAUGGUUGUUUGCGUCAAUCCGAAAGCUGACGACUACGAGGAAACUGUGCUGGUGAUGCGGUUUGCAGAGAUGACCCAGGAGGUGGAAGUGGCCCGGCCAGUGGACAGGCCCAUCUGUGGCUUCACACCAGGCCGUCGCCAUAGAAACCGGGCCUUCAAAGAGGAACUGACCCGCAAGCUGGACGAGCGCGGUGGUCCGAUAGAUGGAGAUGUGCCCUUUGGUUUGAACCAAGUGGUGCACAGCCUCCCCCCUCUACCUUCCUCUGAGCUGACCGACCCCAACGAUGACAUCACCCUGCCCAGGCUGAUCGAAGCUCUGCAGAACAGACACCGGAUCAGGCAGAUGAUGAUCGACAAAUACAACAAUACAGCAAACCUGAUGAAGUCCAAGCUUCAGGAGCUGGGCAGCGUCCACAAUUCUAAAGACAAUUUAAUUCAUGAACAAAAUGGCGAGCUGGGGAAUCUGGAUAAAAUCAUCCAGAACAACAAGGUGGAGCUCGAACGCAUGGAGAAAAUAAUCAGGAUGCAAGAACACAAGAUCGACAUCCUGCAGAAAACCACUAAAAUAUACGAGGACGACAAGCGCUCCAUGAAGUACGAGCUGGAAACCAGAGACCAGAGGCUGCAGAGGGAGCUGUCCGAGAAGAAGCGCAUGGAGCAGCGCAUGCAGGGCCAGGUCACAGACACCCAGUACAAGUGGGAGAAAGAAUGUGACCGACGCGUUAACGCGAUGCAGCUGGAAAUGCAAAACAAGCUUUGGGUGAAAGACGAGAAGCUGAAGCAGCUCAAGGCCAUCGUGACUGAGAGCAAGACUCCGGGUCGCCCCGAUCCUCCACCCCGUCAGACGCAGCCUCAGCGGCCUUCCAGAGAGGAGCGACUCUCCGCCAAGAGAUCGGCCUCGCCCUCGCCCGUCCCUACGACAACGCCGGUGCGGCCGCUGCACCGUCGCUCUCACUCCGCUGGCGGCGAGAAGUGGGUCGACCACAAGCCCACGUCCAGCUUGGACUUGGGUACAGUUCUGCAGCCCGUCAUCCCCAACGCCAUCCAGGUGUCGGCAGCCAGCGGGAAGGCCCUGGCCAAGUGUGACCGCUACAUGUUGACGCACCAGGAGGUCGGCUCCGACGGUGAAAUACAGACCAAAUAUGUUAAGGGUGAGGUGAUUCAAACAAGAGGAGGAGGACAGUCCGUCCAGUUCACUGACAUCGAGACCCUGAAGCAGGAGCUCACCGCAGUCCCGAGGCGUAAAAGAAAAUCAUCCGAAGGUGCACCCGGAGAUGGAACAGGUGGUUCUUGGACUGAUGUGGAGACGAGGUGUUCUGUGGCUGUGGAGAUGAGGGCUGGAUCAAACAUGGGUCCUAGCUUUGAGCAUCAUGUAAACACCAAACGCAGAAAACCCUAAACGCAGCCGACAGCUGCUCCUGGCAUCGCUCCUCCUCCCCCUGGCUGUGUAGCCCUACUUAUAGUAUUUAAACCUUUUUCCACACUUUUUAUAUAUUCAGAAGUGUAUAUACAUAGAUCACCAAAGCUGUAAAAUAUUAUAUGCGUUGUAUUUGAAGAUAGAUCUUCUGUGAUGUAGUUACUGCGGCGCUGCUGCUGAAAAGAGUCUGUGUGCAUCAAAAGUCUGUUAUUUGGCACUUCAGGAGUCAUGAAGCGACCAAAUAGAUUUUUAUCUGCUCAAUAUUUGGUUCUCGAUGGGUGAAUUAUAUUGAGCUUUAGUUAUAUUAUAUUGAGUGAAGUUUGAUUAAUCCAUUUACAUUAAAUUCCCUACUCCAUACAGUUUGGAUGAAACCGAUAUCUCUUGCCUUUUACUGUAAGGACUAAAAUCCCACGGAGCACCAGUUUGUCCCGUGCACGCAGUAAAUACAGAGCAAAUUUGACAGUUUUGUUGCGUAACGCUCCACGGAGGGAGCGCUCGGCUCGUUUUGGGACACUAGGUGGUGAUACAGGACCGCAGUUGCACACUCUGAGCAUGUUGAAAUGCCAACUAUACGGACGUCACUGUAGAAAAACACGGGGCUUAAGAGUGCGUGAAAAGUAAUAACCGCUUUGCACGGUUUCCUGCUUUAAAACGGAUGAGCAGAACUGUGGAUGGUCCGUUAAGAAGAGACGCCCCGCCUUUUUUCAAACCACGCUUGAAAAGAGAUGAAACGUUAAAGCGCUGGGCGACGCUGUAUUACAACUGGCUAUAUUAUAUGUCAUAUAAACAAUGCAUGCUUUGGAUUACUUGGCACAAAUUGCUUUACUGUGCUCAUGCUUGAUUUAGAUAUGUAAUAUGUUAAACCAAACACCGCGUAUAUAAAUCCACAUGAGUGGUUGUCGUCCUUCUGGUAUGCCGGGUCCCACAUAUUAAAAAGACUACUUCCUGAUUUUAA